UGGCAUACUGGCAUUAUCAUACGCACGCGCGGAUAAUAUUACCUACACUUACUGCUGACUCGCGCGCAUAAAAACACAAAUGUAUUUUACGUUGGCUUUGGCAAUAUUAUUAUAAUUGUAUAUUUACGCGCAAUGUUAUACAAUUUCGUUUCGCAUCUCACGAAAUUCAAGUCGUACGUCAACAUAAUAAGACCGUGCGAAUAAUACGAUAAAUACGCUGUUUAUUUCUGUUCGUGGGGGGUGGCCUCUGAGCGUAUAAUAUAUCAGUAUAUAAGUACACUACACACAAUAUUUAGUAAGGUAGGUACUUGUGUGCGCGCGCGCACUCGGCGCGUGCCUGCAAAUCCGCUCAAUUACAGAAUUACAAACGCCAAACCAUUUCGCCGCGACAUCACUUGCCUUGCCCAAUGUUAUAAUAACCUGCGCGCGUGCACAAUGUCAUGUUAAAACCGCGCCGUUAGCCGUCAAAACCGCCGCCGCUCAACGUCUACUGCAACCGCGGUAGCUAAAAACGUUUUUUUUUUUUUUAUCCGCACAGUCCGCUCAGUCGUUCGUCGACUAUACGGUUACGUUUUUCCGCCGUUCGCUGUUUGGAAAAAAAAAAAAAUCACCCAACCGUCAACAAAGUUCAACAUCGACAGUUAGACAUUUGCUCAGUGGCAGAAGUGGGGUGAGUAUUUACUAUGUAGCGUUACAUGUUUUUAUUAUUUUCCCCGAAAUCUCCGUUUAUCGUUUAUGUGGGUCAUCAUCACUUAUCACCGCACAAUGUCAACGACAUGACCCUAUCCACCUCCCGGUCCUCCACAACAUCUACUUACGACUGUCCCUCUAUUUUUGACGGACGAAUGACAUUCCAGGUGAUAGUAUUAACGCCAACACGUUUUUUUCUUGUUAACGCCCAGGCAACUCGCAGCCGAUUUCGCCCAUAUUACUAUCUUUAUCACUGAGCUAAAAGUGUGUGCCAUCCGCGGCACAUGUUCUCCGAAAUUGACCUCUUGUCCGAUCGAUAGUAAUAAAGCAAAAUGAAUAAUUUUUUUUAUUUAUUCUUUCAUAAAGAUAACGGGUCCCAUUGAACAUGCUCUUGUGGAUGCCCAUGAGAUCUAUAAUAAUUGUAGUCCAUAAUAAAAUAAUAAUAGAUAAUUUAUUAAUGUAAUUAUUUUUACCAUUUCAUGUAUUUUUAUUGAUAAGGAAUAUUAUUUGUACGUUUACCUACAGUAUAUUACGUCAAUUGAUUUCCUUACUGGAAAAAUAAAAAUAUCGUCAAUUCUCGUUGAAGAAUUGAUUAUACUGCAGUAAUUUCCAGUCACUUUUCUUAAUUUUAAACAAUUCAUCAUUCACUAGUCACGUAUUGGUAUUUUAUACAUUAAUCACAGAUUACGUAUUUUGAUAAAAUUUUUCUUGAUUCAUCUAUUAUCUACAAUAAGUAUCAAUAUCUACACCUACUACAGUACUACGUAAUAUAUUAGUUUAUAAAUUAUGCAUAAUAUACUUAUUGCUCAGUAAUUUUGUAAAGAGUAACCACUAACUACGCAUUUGUGUUUAUUUUUAUAAUAUAUUAUUUAAAUAAAUUAUAUACAUUUUUAUAAUUUAUAUUUUAAUAUUUAUUUCUAUAUUAUAUUAUUAUGGCUAAAAUAUUACCUUAUCACCUGCAACUGAAAUUUAAUAUUAUGUUAUGCUUUAGAACUUACUGAGGUACUUAAGAGAAAAAAAUUUCCUAUUUAUCUAUUUGUUGUGUACAAUUUUAAAAAAUAAUAUGCCGCUAGACAUUAAUCAACUGAAAUUAUUUUAUUUUAUAUUUUUAGAUUCAAGUGUUUUUUUUAUUAUCUACCAUGCCUAUUAAUUAUUAUUUACUAUUAUAACCAUAUAUAAUAUAGUAUAAGCAGGGUUAGGCAAAAUCAUGUACCUAUACAAGUUUUAUACAUCAAAACAUAUUCAACUAUAUGUAAGUUUUUAUUUUUAUUAUCAUUAGUUAACAUAAACAAGAAAUGAUAAUUAAUAGUACACAGUACAAUACUAUAGUAAUCUGUAGUAAUUAUAACCACUAAUAAAAAUACAUUUAUCACAGUGAAAAAAAACAAAACAACUUACUCUGAAUAUUAAUUAUUUAUUUAUAUUAUGAAGUGUAAUAUUUUUUAUUUUUUAUUAAAAUGAUAACUUUUUCCUUAUUAUAAAUUAAAUAUUAAUAUAAUAUAGAUUAAUUAUGAUUAGUACGUAUUUGGUUGAGUUGGACAUUGUUUUCAUCAAUUUUAAGUUUACAAUAGAUACUUAGGUGUAUAACGUAUGUGUAAGAAUUUAUUGAUAAGUUGACACUUAAAAUUUUAUACUACUCGACUGCUGUCUUAAUUUGGCACGCUGAUAAUAUCACACAAAAUCAAAGUUUAUCCUCUGUAUAUAAUAACUUUCUAAGAUAUUUAUUUUAUAAAUGCCUUAUAGAAAGAGUUCCUAAUUCAGGAUAUUAUAUUACUUGUAGUUUUUCUAAGAUAAUGUCUUUAGAUAAAAUAAUUAAUUUGUUGAACUGUAAAUUGCUUUAUAAAUUAUUAUAUAAUAUUAUUAACCAAGUUAUUAACUGUCCUGAACUUCUUGAGCGUUUAAAUUUUAGAUUAAACCAAUCAUGUUCAAGAAAUAAAUCAUUAUUUUAUCCUUUACCAAUUAAUAAAAAAAUGUUAUACACCCUUGCAAAUGUUUUUAUAAACUGUCACUUUAUUAUUUUCAAAUUACAAAUAAAAUUAUUAUUAUUAAGAAUUUUGUGAAUCAUUCUCCCUCCAGUCCAUUUAUUAAGGUAUUUUGGACAUGCUAUCCAAUUUGAAUAUAUUGUUUCCAAUUGUGCUGUGAGUACUGGUAGAUUAAAACAUUUUACUGUUAUGCUUGCUUAAUCAUAAUGCUUAUUAUUUGAUGGAGACUAUUUGGCAGACUGUCUACUCCAACAUUUUUCCUCACUUUAAAUAGAUUAUAUCAACAAACAAUAUGUUUAUACUAAGAAUAGGUUUUAUAAAUAUAAAACAUAUAAUUCCAAAUAUAUAUACAUCAAUUAUUAUUAUAUUGUAUUAUUAGUCCGAACCUAGGUUUAAAUAUGUUGAUAUUACUAUUCAGAAUGUAUGAAUAAUAUCAGUGUUAUAUCAAUUUUAAAAUAACUUUUUUCCUUAUAUUAUGUAAAACAUAUGAAUACAUUUUGUGUUCUAUGAAAUAUAUUAUUAUUAAUCACUAUAUGGAGUUUAAUUAAUAUCUACCAACUUUGUUUAUAACUUUUUUUCAUAUAACAUUGUAUUAGUUUUAUCAAUUUUGUAUUAGUAUUAAAGUACUUAUUGUCUACACAUUUUUACUUUUUUGUACCAAAUAGAUUAUUGCUUAAAGGGAAACUUUCUUGAAACAAAUUAUAAUAUUUCAGUUCAACCGGAAAAUACCAAAUUUAAUAUUAAAAUAAAACAAAUGUCUGUUUGUUAUUGUUUAAAAAUUAAAAAUAUCAAUGAAAAGAUGAACUUAUUAAACUAAUAAACUAUGUAAAAUUCACAUAAUAAACUUAUUAACAAUUAAUGUAUCAAAUUAUAUCCUUUAGGGCUAUAGCUGAUGUUCAGUGCAGCCAUAAUAAAACAAAUUUAAAAACUUGCAUGCAACCCAGUAGUUUUAUGUGUACAUAUUAUAAUACCUACUUGUUUAUACAUAGUGGAAUUUGAAUUCUAACCCUGAAACUAGUUAUACAUAAAACUAUUUUGUGUUUUGAUAAUUUAUUUAAAUUGUGGAAUAUUAAUAUAAUUGUAUAUUAUUUAAUUAGUAUUGGUAACUGUCAUCUAUAUUAUUAUAAUAUAUCUGUAUUGGAAUAUGCAAUGAUAUAAUUAACUAGCUAAUUACUAAUCUAUAAUUUGUAAUUAAAUCCAUUAUACACAAUUAUGGGUCUCAUUAAAUACUAAUAUAAUAUUUUAUAGUUUAUUUUAUAUUUCAUCACGGCUUUAAUCUAAUUUGUACACAAUUACAUAUUUAUGGAGAGUCGUGUUAAAUGUUGUAUUUUUACCUAAUUAUAAACACAAUGUGUAGUUGUAUCAUAAUAAUAUCUUAAUACAUGUACAAUAUACAUUGCGACUAGGUGCAUAUUCUCAUAUAUGUUAAUAGCAAAGUGUAUAAUGUUAGUGUUAUACUGGGUGUUAUAUAUAUAAUAUAUAAUGCUUAGGUAUUUUAUAUAACUCCUGGACUUUUUUGACUUUUUAAAGUAUUAGUAUAGAAUAUUAUUUAAUUAAAUAAAAAGCUUAAGAAUUAAUGCACAUCAAUAGGAAUUAAAUGCAAUUUGUAAAUCUAAAAAAUUAAUCUACACAAUAUAGAGUAUUAUUUAUUAUACAACUUUAUGGGCUUCUCAAACAUUUCAUAUCCAUACAAAUGUUGAUAAUGAAGUGUUUUAAAAUAAUUAAAUUCUUAUGCCUACUACACCCCAGUUUAAGAUAAUAUUAUAAGCUAUACUUUGUACCUCUAAAAUAUAUAAUCGUAAAAUGUGGUUAUAAUUUACGUAAUGAAAAUUGUUUAUGAACAUUUUCACGACCAAGAUAAUGAUCAAAUUAUCACAUACUUCAAUACAACUUAUGUUAACAGUCAUAACCUAACAUUCUAUUUAGAACAUAUUUGGGUUAUAAUUAUGUUGGUAUAGGUAGAACAAGUAAUAUUUUAGAAGGGUAGAAUUAUAAAAUUUUAACACAAGUUCGUAUUACGCCUAAUAUUUGGGUUUUUAUUGAAGCUCUACAGAUGAUCAACUCAAGUAUAUCAAUAUAAAAUUUUAAUUAUAGAAUAGGAGAUUUCUGUAAUAAUUUGGGUUAUGAUGAUAGAUAUAAACGUUAUAUGAACGUUUUUUAAAUGAAGCUAUUUUGAAUUUCGAUAAGCAUCUUACCAGAAUAAAAAAACCAUAAGUUUUUUUUUAAAUUUUGAUUUUUUAUUAAAAAUGUUUUAACGUAUAUUUUAGUGAAUUUUGUAUUGGCAAUAGUGUUAUGUCGGAUUAUUAAAUUAUACAGGGUGAUAUACAGGAUAUAUAAGAUUAUUUCAUUUAUACCUGUAAGCAAUGAUAAAUCAUUGUUUGACGAAAGACAAGCGUAGUUCGGUUAUACAUAUUUUUUUCGUUUAAAUUUAAUUUCAAAUUGCUUAUUAAAAAAAAAAGUUGUCUGAUGAUUUUGGAAAUUUUAUUAUGUAAGUUCAAUAUAAGUAUUAUUACCAAGUUCUCUGAGUCUAUUUAUAACUGAAUUAUAGCAAAAAACCUACCAAAAAUAAAAUUCCUUUUGGUGGUAUUUUGGUGUAUACAUUUUUAUUUUCAAUAAUAAUUUGAUCACUAGUUCAAACUUAUAAUAUUUGUGAUUAUAUUGUUAUAAAUAUUUUUCUUCUUGAUUUUAUAUUUUUCAUAUGUUUCUAUUUUAUGAGCUAAUUGAAAAUUGGCUUUUAAAAAAUAAUUGACCUUAAUAAUUGUGUUUCCAAUAAAAUUAAUUUUUAUCAAAUAAUUUUUAAUUCUUCAUUAUUCAUUUAUAAAAUUGCCUAAUAUUACUGUUGUACAUCACAAAUAUAACACUUAAGUAUAUGAUUUAAGUAGAUAGGUCAAAAUGGGGAGUAGCAAAGAGAUACAUUUUAAUUUUUUAAUUAAUUUAAUACUAUGCACGGAAAACCUAGACUCAGUCUAACCAAUAAAUAAUACAACAGAAUAGGUUAGAAACUAUUAUGUGUAUUAAUAAUAUAAUAUUCUAUGAUAUGGUUAAUAAUAUAUUAUCUUAUAUUACUUAAAACAACGUAAAUAAUUUUUACUUAGGUAUUUACCUUAAAUUAUAUAUUUAAGUAAAUAGUACUAGAUUAUAAUAUCUUGACAAUUCUACAAUUAUAAAUAAGAUAUAUCAUGUAUCAAUAUUAAUUAAUUCUAUUAUUAUAUUUUUUUUUUUUCAUCAAUGAUCAAAUAAAAUUGCACACUAAUGAUUAAUUAUGACUAUCUUCAAAUAAGUUUAAGUAUGUAAUUAAAUUACUACAUAACUAAAUUAGUAAUGAUUUUGUAAUAUCUACUUGCAUUUAAUUAUGAGAUGAUAGAGGUAAUAGGUAAAAAGUAUUACCAUUAACUUUCCUACGGCUUGUACCACAAAUUAUAUUAUUAGUAAUUAUUCAUGUUGGUUAAUAUUGAUUUUUAAAUUUAAUAAAUAACAAUAAUUAAAUAAAUUAUUUAGUAAAGUAUUUAUAUAGAUAGGUAAGUGGCUGUUUUAUAUAUUUUUUAUUACUUCCAAUUCACACUAUAAUAUUAAACCUUAAGAAUUAUGAUUACAUUUAAUAUAAAAAUGUAAAAUUUUACUUAUUUUAAAAAUAAUAAUUGAUUUAAUACAUUGUUAUUUUAAGUUUAAAUUAAUUAUCAGGUACUUCAAUAUUUUUUUAUAAAUGAAAAAUAAAUCAAAUACAUACCAUAAUGCAGUAACUAUAUUAUUUAAAAAAUAUAUAUAAUUAUAAGUAAGAAGUUUUCAUUUAACUAUAAUUUGUUAUUUAGAUUAUUAUUGUACCAAUGAUAAACACAAACAAUUAUAACACAUUACAUAUUUUUUAUUUUUGGCAGUUAAUCUGUUAAUCUAAAGGUGUGUAAAAUAAAUUUUUGGCAUAGUUUAAAUUGUAAAUCUGUCUAAACAAUUUUAAAUAAUAUAUUAUUUGUAUUUAUUUAAUUUAAAUAUUUAGGUAGGUUUUGUUAUAUUUGUUUAAAUAUUUUUAAACAAAUAUAAAUUGUUAUAUUAUUAUUGGUAAUAUAUUAUCUAUUUGUAUGUAGAGCAUUAUUACUAAUGUUUGUUGAGUAGAAUGUUAAUCUUAUUUCUUAAACUAUGAAUGUUAUAGUUCAUUUUAUUAUGCUAUAAAGUUUGAAUUAAUUAUUUAAUUUAUGUUUUAGGAUUUACAAUGACUUCAAAACUGUAUAAUUUAAUAAUUGGUAGUGCAUCAGUUGGAGCAAGCACUUAUCUAACAACAUGGUUAUUAAAUGGAGAAAAUCCAAUAGUAUGAACUAUUUUUAUUUUAUAUUAUAGUCUUUAGUUAGCUACCUACAAUAGAAUAUGAAUUGAAUAUAUCUCAUGACAUUUAUAAUAUUUUUAUAUUAAAGCAAUUUCAAUCAGUGCAAGCAGAGGUUGUUAAAAAAACUGGUAGACAACGUACUUUACCACCAAGAAAUGCUCAAAUUCAGUCUUUACAAUCAGAAAGUUUUGAUGUAAUUAUAAUUGGUGGUGGUGCUACUGGUGCUGGUUGUGCAAUUGAUUCUGUAACACGAGGUUAGAUAUAUUUUAGAAAAAUGACUAAGCACAUUUUAAAUUUGGUUUAUGCUAUUCAUGUUUAAAUUGGGAAAAUAUUUAAUUUUUGGUCAAUUGUUAAAUUAGGGUUGAAAACUGCCUUAGUUGAGUCAGAUGAUUUUGCAUCUGGCACUUCGAGUCGCAGUACGAAACUUAUCCAUGGUGGUGUACGAUAUUUGCAAAAGGCAAUACUUAACUUGGAUUGGGAACAGUAUAAAAUGGUCAAAGAGGCAUUGCAUGAAAGAUCAUCAAUGCUUAAAACUGCACCUCACCUAACACAUGCUAUCCCCAUAAUGUUACCAGUUUAUGAGUAUGUUCUUAAUAUGUUCAAAAUUGUUUGUUUUUAUCUUAUUUUGUGUUUUUUUUUUUAUAUAUAUAUAUAUAUAGAUGGUGGAAGGUCCCUUACUACUGGAUUGGCAUCAAAGCUUAUGAUCUUGUAGCUGGUUCUAAAACAGUAAAAAGUUCAUAUUAUUUGUCCAAAAAUGAAGCAUUAGAAAUAUUUCCAAUGCUUAAGAAAGAUAAACUUGUUGGCGCUAUUGUUUAUCAUGAUGGUAAUAAGUAUUUUUUUUUGUUAAGUUAAGUACUAGUGUUGUUUUAAUAAUCAAUGAUAUAAGAGAGAAUAGACUGAUGAGGUAAUUUAAAUAUAUAAUGUAAAAGAUAAGUGAGAGGCUACAUGUUCUGUAAGGGUAGUAAGGCUGUAAGAAUAGUUUUAUAAAUUAAUGCAAUUGAAAGUAGAAGAGGAAUACUAGACUAAAAAUUGUUAGACAUAAUUGAGAGUGAGGACCGUAGGAGCUAGGGGAUGUACAGGAUUUAUCAAAUUUUAUGUUACUGCCAAAUUGUUCAUAAGGUAUUUAUUUUUUCAAAAAAUACCUUGUGUAAAAACUUUUGGAAAUUACAUAUUCUAAAAUGUCACAUUGUUCUUUUUUAUGGAGAUGAUGCAACUAUCUACUUUUGAUUUACAAACAGCCAUGUAUAUUAAAAAUAUAGUUUUCUAUUUCUUUCCCCCUAUUCAAACUUACAUGUAGAAUAUCUCAUCAACGGGUUAAUGGAAAUUAUAAAUAUUAAUGCCAACAUAUUUUUAAACUAAAAAAUCAUCUAUUUAAGGGACUUUGAAUAUAAUUUAAUAUUUGAAAAUUAAAAGUAGCUACUUGUUUAACCUCCAAAAUGUUUUUUGCAUUAAAUUAUUUUUAAAAAGUCAUUGAAAACUUGACUUGAACAUGAAAUUUGUUACACCUUGUAUAGAUGAUAUGAGAGACCUAGUUAGGUGGAAAUGACCAAGGGGAGCAAUCCCCUCAUUGAUUAAAUAUGUUAGGAAUGAAAAGAAGUUUAUAUUCUACUUAUUAAUAUUAUAGUUUUUAUACUUUAGGCCAACAAGACGAUGCAAGAAUGUGUCUUGCCUUAGCGCUCACAGCUACUCGGUAUGGAGCAACUGUAGCUAACCAUGUAAAAGCUGUGCGCCUCAUAAAAGACAGUGAUGGAAAAAUAUGUGGUGUGCAUCUUAGAGAUGAACUAACAGGAACAGAAUGGGAUGUUAAAACUAAGUGUGUGAUUAAUGCAGCUGGGCCCUUCACAGAUUCUGUACGCCAAAUGGAUGAUGAAAAAAUCAAGGAAAUUUGUACACCUAGUAAAGGUGUACACAUUGUAUUACCUGGUUAUUAUAGGUGAUUAAAAUGUUGUACCCACAAUAUAAUUGAAUUAAUAUCAAUAAUAGUAUAUAUAUUGAAUUAUAUUAAUUGUUGUAAAUUAAACAUUCAAUUUAAAUGCAUACUUUGUGACAUUUUAAUUUGAAAUAUUCUAAUGCUCUUAAUAGCCCGGAACAAAUGGGACUUUUGGAUCCAGAAACAUCUGAUGGACGUGUUAUAUUCUUUUUACCUUGGCAAAAACAUACGCUUUCAGGAACUACAGAUAGCCCAUGUGAUGUCACAUAUCACCCAACACCGACAGAAGAAGAAAUUGAAUUUAUAUUGGAUGAAAUAAAGAAUUAUCUGAACUCUGAUGUUGAAGGUUCCUUGUCUAAUCUACAAUUUCAAGAAUAAAUACAAAUAGCUUAUUUUAUUUUUAGUAAGACGAGGUGAUGUAUUGAGUGCUUGGGCAGGUAUUCGUCCAUUAGUAUCAGAUCCAAACAAAGGAGAUACUCAAUCACUAGCCCGUAACCAUAUUGUACAUGUAAGCAAGUCUAAUUUAGUUACAAUUGCUGGGGGUAAAUGGACAACAUAUAGAGCCAUGGCUCAAGAAACAAUUGAUGCUGCAAUUAAAGGUAAUAUUAUUACAUAAUUUUUUUUUAAAACUUAUUUGAAUACUUAUAUUUGUAAUUUAUUUAGUUUGCUUUUACAGCUGUUUCAGAAUUAAAACCAACCAAACCACAAUGUCAAACAGAUGGUCUUCAACUUGAAGGGUCUCACGGAUGGACUCCAACAAUGUAUAUACGAUUAGUUCAAGAUUUUGGGUUAGAGAGUGAAAUAGCUCAGCAUUUAGCUACAUCUUAUGGUGACAGAGCAUUUGCUGUUGCUAAGCUGGCAAAUCUCACUGGAAAAAGAUGGCCAGUCAUUGGUAAUAAAAUUCACCCUGAAUUUCCAUAUAUUGAUGCUGAGGUAAUAUAAAUUCUAAAAAUUUUUGCGGCUUCCUAAUUUCUAAGAAAAUACUUUAUUGUUUUUUUUUUGUUUUUAAGAUACGUUAUGGAGUCAGAGAAUACGCUGUUACUGCUGUAGAUAUGAUUGCAAGACGUUUACGAUUAGCAUUUUUGAAUACUCAAGCUGCAUUAGAAGCUCUCCCGAAUAUUAUUAAUAUUAUGGCUGAAGAAUUGAAUUGGAGUGCUGAUGAAAAAGAGGUUUAAUUAAAUAAUUUUAGAUAUUUUGAUUAAAAGUUUAUUAAUUUGUAUAAUAUAACAAUAUGUAGAAACAAUUUAAAUUGGCCAGUAACUUUUUGGCUACAGAAAUGGGCUUGAGUGUUAACAGAGCAUCUCGAGAUAAAAUUCCAAUCACUUUAUCUAAAGAUGAAAUUAAAAUGUAUGUUACAAGAUUCCAACUUAUUGACCGUGACCAUAAAGGGUAUGUUUCCAUAAAUGAUAUUCGUCGAAGUAUGAAGGUAUGGUAUCAAAAACUAAUUUACAUGUUCUUUUAACAUACUAUAAAAUUAAUAUUGUAACAGAAUUCAGGUGAAGAUGUUAGUGGUACAGAACUCCAUGAAAUUUUGAGAGAAAUUGAUACCAAUAUGAAUGGGCAGGUUGAGCUUGAUGAAUACUUACAGGUAAAAGAUUUAUAUUAAGUCUAUACUAUUAGUAAUACCUAAUAUUUUUCAAUGUAGAGAAAUAUUUGUAGACAAUUUUUUAUAUAUGCAUUUUAUUUUAGAUGAUGUCUGCAAUUAAAGCUGGUCACAUAUCUCACUCUCGAUUUGCCAGAAUGGCUGAAUUAGAAGAGGAAGCACAUAAAAAUGUUAAAAGCAAAAUAAGUGUGGAACGCUCAGGAGGAGGCUUGUAAUUGAAAAUAGGAAUAUUCUAUUCGCUAGAGAUUUGGUUUUAGUAUCUGUGAACAACUCAGUAGAUGAUAUAAAUCAAAACCAUAAUCAAAAUAUUUUUUCCUGUUCUAAGUACAUAUUGAACUAUUUGUUGAACAAAAAAAUACUGUUGUUACCAAUGUUAAUAAAAAUUAAAAUCAUAUACACAAUUUAUUAAGUUUUAUAUUUUGAUUCAUACUGUAGUAUAUAAAUACACUCGAGGAAGAUUUACAAUCUAGAGAAACUAUAGUCUGUCCCAGGAGAGAACGGUCCACUUGUGCGCAUGUUUUCCCCCUCCACAUAACUUAAUUUCAGCGAAGGAAGCCGAUUGUCAUUUCU
Molecule: messenger RNA, 11090 nt
Organism: Cinara cedri
Lineage: Eukaryota; Metazoa; Arthropoda; Insecta; Hemiptera; Aphididae
Source: the annotation of a GenBank genome assembly